Messenger RNA from Orcinus orca (killer whale), 12504 nucleotides. RefSeq names its product transmembrane protein 212 (gene TMEM212). Lineage: Eukaryota; Metazoa; Chordata; Mammalia; Artiodactyla; Delphinidae. The coding region runs from base 9910 to 10524 and encodes 204 amino acids. The record is from RefSeq and is a predicted model, not a curated record. The transcript has 3 exons.
CUCCAGACGCGCAGGCUCAGUGGUCAUGGCUCACGGGCCCAGCCGCUCCGCUGCAUGUGGGAUCUUCCAGACCGGGGCACGAACCCAUGUCGCCUGCAUCGGCAGGCGGACUCUCAACCACUGCACCACCAGGGAAGCCCAACAGCUGAAUUUUAUACCCUUUAAAACUUACAGGUGAAUUGAAAAUUUGCUCUCUUCCUAAACUAUAAACUUCUUGAAGCAUGACCUGUCUGUCCUUGUGGUAUUAUCAUUCAACUCUGAACAACUGAACUAAUCUAUGUAAUGAUUCAUCUGUCACUAGAGGGGGUUAAAGUAUUUCUGUCCUCUGUUGUCACGGAGAAAGAAAUAUUCUAGAAAGUUGUCCUUUCUCCCACUUAGUAUGUGUGGGAGUAUUAAACCUCAAAUAGAACAGUGGUAAACUUUUUUUUCAUAUUUUGUUUUUCUAUAAACAAACUUUAUCUGUGGCCUUGUAGCAGAUGGUCAGUUCCAGGAAACACACAGCUAACAAUGUCAUUCCCCUUGUAUUGCACACAAUAUAAAAACAGAGUUUAAGUAAAUAUUUGAAUUAGGACAAUUUGAAAAAGUUAGCUUUGGAAUAGCCUUUCCCUGGCAUGUAUUGAUCACUUUUUUCCAGAGUGGCUGUUUCAGUAGAUUCAGUAUGCUAUACCUACGUCAUUUAAAUGAAGCUUGUUCAACAUAACAUAUAAUAUAGUAGCAGAGCAUAAUCUUAGAAACAGCAUUUGCAGAAUGGAACUCAAAUUAGGAGGUUCAAUUCCUGCUGCGUAUCAAAGAAAAGCUGGUCUAUAAAUAGCAGUAGAGCAACACCUAGUGCUAAACGCAGAUAUAGCAGAAAGAUCAUCGGUCACAACUGGCUUUUUAAAUUUAAGGUUAAUGUUGCAAUUGGAUGGCUCUUUUUCUUGGUAUUUUAACCAUGGAAUUAUUCUGUGAAAUGACAGGCAUGGACCAGCGGAUCUCUAAGGUUCUUUUAGACUCUGUCUGUGAUCCUCCAGUUGGGUUAUUACCAUGUACUUUUCAUUCUCAUUGCCCCACAUUCUUCUUAGUGAACUUGUCCAUUAGAUAAAGGAGGGUUGCUUAAGCCUAGCUUUUAUCUUUUAUGUCUAUUAGCUUUCUGUGGAUAGUGAGGAAGAACUAGAAGGGUUUAUGUACUGGGACAAUGCUAUGCAGAAGUUUCAAGAAAUUACCUUUCUCCUCUUUAAAAAAUAAAUAAAUAAAUAACUAGGGCAGGAUAUCUGUACUGUUGAAAAAGGAAAGUGUGGGCCUUUGUAUACAAAAAUGAUACCAUCAUCUGCUAAUGGUAGGUCAUGUUUCUACUAUGCUACCCAACUCCUUAUGUCAUAAGGAUGCACUUAGUUUAUUAGUUACCCUAUCUCAGAAAAGAUCACAAUAUCAUCUGUAUGAAAAUACAAUAGAAGCAUAAGUUUGCGUAGCCAGAUUCUCCCAAGUGAAAGUUUGCUAUGUCUUUGUUAUUUCAUUUUUCUACAGAUUAGGAGAAAAUACUUUUUAUCUAUGGAAAGUGGUCAGAUAAAGAAAUAGAUAAAGCCUUUGAAUAUGCAGAGAUCCAUAAAAUCACUAUGUUAGAUAGAUCACUGUGAACAUGAACCAAUUUAAAAGUUGGCAUCAUCAGUGGAUUAAAAAAGUACACACAAGAGCUUUCUCUCAGAGGCGGAAGUUCUUGCUGGACUCAGGCCGUUAGUCUGUGACCUUGUGUCUUCCUCUGUUUAACACAGGGUCAUGGGCAGUAUGUCACGUGCUGGUUCAGCCAGGCCAAAAGAAUCCCAGAGUGGGUGACUUCAGAGUGCCUCUCCCAUAUACCUACCUACAAUGCAGAAGUGUCACAGUGCAGUCUCACAGCUGGGUGAGCUAACCCAGAAGAUUUUCCUUGUGUUUCUGUGUGGAUUUUCAUGGAGAACAGGAGAGAUUUAAGGUACCAAGAAAUUAAAUCUUUUUACAUGAAGGCCUCAGGAGCUAGCUUUCACAGCAAAUGGUCUGGAUAAACUAGCGAUUGUGAUAAGCAGUGACUUCAUAAAUUCAUUCAUUCAUUCAUUCAUCAGUAUUUUCUAAACAUCUCCUGUGGGCCAGGCAUUGCUCAUGGCUCUGGGAUGCAGCAGUGAACAAAACAAAGUACUGGCUUCACAGAGCUUUCAUUCUAGCUGGGAAGAUACACAGUAAACAAGUAAGCCAGGAAGCUAGGGAGAAUAAAUCAGGUAGUCAUAAGUAAGCUCAGAAAAGAGAUGGAGAAACAGAUUGGUGAGGGAUGGCCUGUGAUGAGGGGCCCUUUGAGCAGAGAGCUUGAUGAAGUGAAGGAGUGAAUCCGUUGUCUGUACCAUGCUUAGCUCAUGUUGCUUUCCUGUAUUUUAAAAUAUAUAGAAAAUUGAGGCUGCUGAUGUUUUAACUGUUGCUUGGAAAACAGAGUAGGGACUUUGGUUCCUGACCAAUCAGAAACUAGUUGAGAGAGGCUCACCCUAUCUAGUGACUCUUGGCCAGUGAAUGGGGAUUUGCCUUUGAGUUUUCUGCCACAUCCGGAUCCUCGUUAAAUUCUCAUCUCUUCCGCCAGGAACUCCAUGCCUGAGAUGUUUGUUACCAGUUCCCUCCCAGCUUUUCAUCCCUUUUCAAGAAGCUGGGAAAGAAGAGUGAUUAGGUUUUAUGUUCCAUCAAUCCUUGCCCUCCUUAGCCUCUGCUGUGUUUGUUGACAAGUUUUCAUUAUUUUAUGACACAGUCACCAGAGCUGGGCUGAGAUCACCGGUUUGUUACUUGGAGUCUUUUAAUUAUCCAGCUGGUGGAUGUUGGCUCCCAGUUACUGGUUAUUUGUGUGCCGCGAGGGUCAAAGUGAGGCCUCCUUGGAGGAAUUCUGGGGGAAAUCUGUCCAGCAAGAAUCCAAUUAGCCAGUCAGUACACAGCAUGCAGUGUUUAUUACAUGCCCAUUGUUUGUACCAGAUAGAGGGGGAUCUAGUUGGAAGUUUCCAGUCCUCAAAGAGAUAACAUUCUUAGUGAUACAGACUUCUUAAGGACAGGCAUUUUGGCCACUUAGGUACUUUUGCUUCUUUGGGAUUUAUUUUAAGCCAUGGAAUCUUAGCUAUGGAAGGAGUCUUAGAAAUUAUCUAGUCUAACCUCCACAUGUUACUGAGAAGGACACCAAGAUUAUGAGGUUUUGAUUUACUCAAGGUCACACAGCCCUGGUCUCUGUCUACUACACCAGGCUGCUCCUCAUAACAUUCAUUUGUUUUAGCCCACACCCCCUCAAGCAGAUGUUCAGGAACAUUCCAUACAGCAACCAUCCCAGUCUAUCUCCACAUCAAGGGCAAGAGCCCCGACAUGAAGCACUGCAGAAUGGAAAACUAACCACAGCAACGCUCUAGAUAGGAAUUCUGGGAUUUUCACAUCAAUACACAGAAAUGAAACUUUGGUUUUAGUUCCCUCUUUGUUCUAAUUUUUAAAAAAGAAAUAGCAAGGAAUCUCUUUGUUCGGUUUUUUUAUCUUGUUUUUGUUUUUUUGUAACUGAGAGUAGAAUCAGCAGUUCUAAUAACGUCUCCUUUGUGCAUCUGCAGCAGCAUCUCCAUUCCCAUUAUGCCCUUGGCUUGAGUACAGCCCUAUAUGCUUUGGUACUUCAUGGUUCAAUUUUCAGAUGUACGUAUGUGCUUUAAAAGAUGUGGUACACCUGUAUACUGAUCUACUAGAGAAAAGCAAAAAUUACUAACGUCAGAGUCAAGUAUUCCUAAGUUCCAAACCAGGAUUUGACACUAAUUAGCUGGGUCACACUUGUUGUUUAACACCCAAGAACCUCAGUUUUGCCAUCUGUAAAAUGGGAAUAAUGAAGACGACCAUAGAGGGCUUUAGUGAACUCAUCCUCACUGUUCCUCCCUCCCUUUUGCCUUUCACAUGGGUAUAAUUGGAUCAAAAAGUGUGUUUCGUUUCUCACAGAACAAUUUGGUCCUUUCCUCUUUCAAAAAUGCUAAGAGAAGGAUCUAAAUGAAUAUACAUUUUCCAUUUAAGAGGACUUAAAACUUUGUCCCUAAAAGCAACUUUAAAAACAAGCAUAAUCUGAGAAUACUUCCGGAUACUUAGAGCAGCUUCUUUCUCCUUCUGCUUUUUUUGCCCUUUCCCUCUAUUUAUUUCCCUUUUGUCCUCCCUACAAACCACUUUUGUAAAAUGUACACGGACGGCCCAUGGCUCCCAUCACUCCUCUGUCCCGGAGUCAACUCUGUCCAAACCCAGGCUCUGGAUCUGAGGGUGACGCAAGAAGCUGGUUUUGGCCUCGGGAAUGUUUUCCUCUGUGUUCUGACUUCUCUCUUGUUGUCCUUCUCUCCUCUCCGUCUUUUCCCCACCUCUCUUCCCCAGACACCCCCACUGUUUUCUCUCUUCCUGUUUUCUUAGUUUCUUCCCCUCUCCUCGGUGGCCAAAGCACCAAUCAAUCACUGCCGCUGUCACAAUCGAUUCUAUCUGUGGCUCCUCUAUCUCCAUGAUAAAACAAGAUAGGAGCAGCCUUCCUAAAAGACAGACAUCUCCACAGUAGCCUGUGGGAGGCUGCCUGGCUCGUCAAGUCUGCCAGUAAGACCACUUCCUUCCAGCUGCAGGGCUUGGGAGAGCCAACCGACAGCAAGCUGCACAAGUUUGCCGGUGACACACUUGAGUUGUUUUUCUUUGCGAAAACAGAAGAAAAUUCUGAUAAAUUCCAGAUGAUUUCAAAACACAUCUGAGGGUCAGAUAUACAAAAAGGCAGAUAAAAUCUGAAUUAGGUAAGUACACGUUGAGGCACAAAUCUCUAUUUAGAUCCAAACAUCUUGCAGAUUGAAAGCCUUUAAAUUUGACAAUUCCCAGUUAGGGAUGAUAAAAAUUGAACUUUGCUCUCCUUAAACCCCAAGCCAUUAUGAGAAGGGAGGGUUCACUCAAAGUUGAAGCCGAACAGCUAGUCAAAAGCAGAGGGAAGUGUGCAUUAUGAAUGAGCACUGGAAAUGUUUUUAAUCCAGUUAAGAACCUGGAAUAUUUGGAAAGACAAAAAAGUAUAUGAAAGAUACCCAUUAGUGUGUCUGCAUGAGGGCUGUGUCUUCACGGUAUAAUCAAACACAUCUGUCCAUCGUUCCUAUGCUAGGAAGACAGGUUCAUCUUGGUGUUGAAGGGGCAUUCCUUACACUGUGAUCUACAUUCGUCAAUACUCUCAAGGAUUAUUGAGCCGCAUGGCUGGAUGUCUGAGUAAAAGUUAGGCCUUUCAUUUUUUUGCACAUUACUAAAGCCAUAGAUCUUUUCUUUUUUCCCUUUUGUUCUCCCACCUUUUAAUUUGAAAUUUUCGAACCUACAGAAAGGCUGGAAGAAAGCAUAAAGAACACUAACCUACCUAGUCACCAAUUGGACGUUCUCUUACGUAACUGUAAUGCCAUUCAUACUCCCAAGACACUUAACGUUGAUGCACUAGUGUUAUCUAAUAGAAACUCCAGGUUUAUAUUUCCCCAAUUGUCCCAGUAACUUUUUUAUUAUCUUUCAUGACAUGGACAGUUUUGAAGAGUCCAGGCUAGUGCUUUGUAAAAUGUCCCAGUAAUCUGAGUUUGACUGUAACUUUGUGAUUAGAUUCAAGCUAUACAUUUUUACCAGAAGUGCUACACAGGUAAUGGUAUCAUAUCAGGAGGCAAUGCAUCAUAUCAGGAGGCGGUGAGGUCGGUUUGCCCUGUUGUUGGUGACUUAAAGUUUGAUCACUUGGUUAAGAUGGUGACUUAACCUUUAUCCUGGUUAAGAUAUUUUCCAUUGUAAAGGUAUCCAUUGUGCUUGAAUCAGUUGCUGCACUGAGGUUAGCAGGGUAUUAAUUUUCUAAUUUUUUCAUUCCUUUUUUUUUUUUUUUUUUUCUCGGUACGCGGGCCUCUCACCGUUGUGGCCUCUCCCGUUGCGGAGCACAGGCUCCGGAUGCUCAGGCUCAGUGGCCAUGGCUCGCGGGCCCAGCCGCCCCGCGGCAUGCGGGAUCUUCCCGGACCGGGGCACGAACCCAUGUCCCCUGCAUCGGCAGGCAGACUCUCAACCACUGCGCCACCAGGGAAGCCCUUUCAUUCCUUUUUGUAUAUAUCAGAUGGAAUCCUCAGUACAGAACCCAGGUCUUUUUUUUUUUUAAUUGAAAUAUAGUUGAUUUACAAUGUUGUGUUAACUUCUGCUGUACAGCAAAGUGAUUCAGAUAGAUAGAUAGAUAGAUACAUAGAUAGAUAGGUAGAUAUUCUUUUCUGUUAUGGUUUAUCACAGGAUAUUGAAUAUAGUUCCCUGUGCUGUAUAGUAGGACCUUGUUGUUUAUCCAUCCUAUAUAUAAUAGUUUGCAUCUGCUAAUCCCAAACUCCCAAUCCAUGCCUCCCCCACCUCCUCUCCCCCUUGGCAACCACAAGUCUGUUCUCUAUGUCUGUGUGUCUGUUUCUGUUUCAUCCAUAUGUUCAUUUGUGUUGUAUUUUAGAUUCCACAUAUAAAUGAUAUCAUAUGGUAUUUGUCUUUCUCUUUCUGGCUUACUUCGCUUAGUAUGAUAAUCUCUAGGUCCAUCUAUGUUGCUGCAAAUGGCAUUAUUUUAUUCUUUUUUUUGUAGCUGAGUAAUAUUUCAUUGUAUAUAUGUACCAUGUCUUCUUUAUCCAUUCCUCUGUCGAUGGACACUUAGGUUGUUUCCGAGUCUUGGCUAUUGUAAAUAGUGCUGCUAUGAACAUAGGGGUGCAUGUAUCUUUUCAAAUUAUAGCUUUGCCUGGGUAUAUGUCCAGGAGUGGGAUUGCUGGAUCAUAUGGCAACUCUAUUUUUAGUUUUUUGAGGAACCUCCACACUGUUUUGCAAAGUGGCUGCACCAGUUUACAUUCCCACUAACAGUGUAAGAGGCUGGAACCCAGGUCUCUCUGAUGCCAAAGCCCAUGCUCUUUCUGCUAGAGGAGCUACCUCUCUAAUGUGUAAACAAAUGAAGGUAGUCACCUGAAGCUCCUGGGGAGAUAAAGCAUUUUCUUUCCAUCUCUUGUCUAGAGCUCCAUUUUCUUUUAUCUUGGCAAAAUGGAACCCCUUCUGUGGCUUUGAAACUUACUUUAAAAAAACCCUAAGACUUGAGCACACACAGAGCUGUCAUUUCUAGGGCUCACGUGUGAAGGAGUGUAUCUAGAGAGGUGGAGAAUGUCCAAAUCAGCUUCUCCCCCUCAGCAUCACUGACGUUAUCCCAUCUAUCUGGGGGUCCAGAUUACAUUUCCUUUUCUUUCUUUUUUUGCAGGGGGUGGGUGGGUGAGUGUUGGAAUCAAAAUGUCAGUUUGUUGGGGACUUUUUGGGUUUUUUUUCCAGUGGCAAAGCUGGAUUGAAGAGUUUGGUAGAACUUCUACCAUUCUUCCCUGUGCCAAGAUGGUGAGGGGGAAGGAAGGAUCUGCAAAGCAGCCUGCAAAGACCUUGACAAACACCACCUCCACCAGGGAUUACAGACUGGCCUUCCAGUAAGUUAGUGCCAAAUGGGAGGGAGGGGCCCUGCAGGGGCAGGGACCCUGUGAGCCUCCCUGGCUGCCAGACACUGGGAACAGGAGAUGUGGCCGAGCUGAGAGGAAGCCCGGGCCAGGGGCAGAAUUACAUUUUCUCUUCUUUGCCGGUAGCUGCCCUUCCUGAAAGUCUUCUUGCGUUAAUGAAAUCAGUGUGGAAAGAUUUCCUACAGCAGGGAAAACACACAGAGAAAUCCCUAGUUCUCCCUCUGUCCCUUCUUUUGUUAUAAUAAGUGGCGACGACUUUCCUAAUCACUAAUAAAUUCAGGUUUACAGGUCACAGUGACAGAGUCAGGGUUAGUGUUACAGUGUCACAAACACCAACCCCCCCCCCAGAUUAAAACAAAACAUAUUCCCUUUGUUUGACAUCUUUGUACUGUUUAACAUGAGUAUUUCAACAGUCUUUAUUUUCCAAACACGCAAACGGGAGAGAGUGAUCUGACCCGCAGUAUAUUGACAUACCAUGUAGCUAUAACCUUGAGAUAAAAAGUAAAGGAAAAAGUCAAAACAGCUCAAACCAAAUACUAACACAAGCACGUCUUUCUUCAGUCCAGAAGGCUUGCCUCUGUAACAAGGGAACACACUGACAUUAGUACACACUGACCGUGGUGCCCACGCACAGAUCCAGAUGGCUAACCCAUGGGGCCCCAAAUGCGAAGCUGGGAAGUUGAAUGUAUUCGUUAAUUAAUUUGACAAGUGUGUCCUAAGUAUCUACUUUGGGCUAGACAUGUUUCUAGGUGUUGGACAUGUCAUACAUCAAGGGGAUUUAUAAGACGUACAAGCCCUCUGCUCUUGUGGAACUUACCUAGUGGCAUUGGGGGAAAAAAAAUAUCAGAGACUACACUCCCACAAUGUUAAGAGGAGAUGAUGGAAAAUAACAACUAUAGCAGAAAGCCUGAGCUGGUUUCCUGAAUUCUGUAUAUCCAGGAAUGCAACUUCUUCAAAAUCUGGGUCACACUGUGGAAAGACAGUAAGACAGAGAGGAAAUGGCGGAGAGUCAGAGAGAAGCUUCACUCCUCACCGUACAUGGGAGGGUCCUUUGGGAGCUUUUACCAGCUUUUACCAAACCUAAUGUCCAUAAGACGACGGAUAAGAGAAACAGUGAAGACUGUGCCUUUGUCCCAUACUGAAAGAACUCCAAAGAUGCAAUGUCCCAACAAAAUAACAGGUAGCUUCCCAAGCGUCUUUGCUAUUCGGAGCCCAGCGCUAAGGAUUUUACAUGUAUUGGCUCAUUUAAUGCUAACAGUCACCACCUGGUGACAUAAACACUAACUUUAUUCCCAUCUCCCAUAUAAAGAAACAGCCCUAGAAAAGCUAAGCAACUUGCCUUUGCCCAAGGACACAUACCUGGUAGAGAGUGGAACCAGAACAGGAUCCUAGCUGUGUCUGACUCCAAAAUCCAUGUUCUAAACCACUACCUUUCCAUCCAUAAAAUUAUUUUUCUUAAUUUUAUUUAAGGGGAAAAAAGGUAAUAAUAUUGCAUAGAAAUUUAAUCAGAUCGCUUCAGAAAGUUGUCUGUGUUUUCCAGAUGUUACCUUGGAAGGACAGUCAAACAUGUCCUCUGAGUCAAAAGCAAAUACACACCACUUUCUCAAAUGCGUGAGAAACUAAGAGAUGAACUUCUGCGAUUGCUUCAGUGUACGUGAGCCCGCCAUCUAAAUUUUGAAUUACGAUUCUAGAAUGGAGAUCAGUAUUUUAGUCAACUAAUGAAUGAUUCCUCAAAGUUUAUUUUACAACUGCAUACAUUUCCAUCUUUGCCCUUUACUCGAUAAUUGAAUUAAUAAUAAAUUAACUGAGCUGAAGCUGGUUUAGUGAAAACAAUGCAGAAGUCCAUAAUGAAGCUUGUGCCUAUUUGGGGAUAAAUCUGUAUCAAAAAUUUAAAAAUAAUUGUAGUAGAAUUGAACUUUGAAGCGGGGAAGAGGUCUUGCUUUUGCUUUAAAUCAUUGAAAUUAAAUGUAAUGAAAAGUGAUCAGAGUGCUUAUUUUUACUUUGUUUUGUGGGAAAUUGUGCUGGGAAUGUAGGUCUAUUGUGCACAAAGGAUGUUGGCUUUAUGCUGGAACCACCAGGCAGGUUGAGUUGAGAAACAAUUAGCUCAGUCAGCAAGCCUUUGAAUCUGAUUAAGCCAGGAAGUGGUCACUCCCCAAGACAGAGCAGAAUGAAGGGAAUGAAGGCGGUAGCCUAACACGAGGAAUGAUUUCUCUCUCUGAGAAAAACUAGUAUUAUAAUUUAUUAUGUCAAAUUUAUGUCAAGGAUUAUAUCACUACAUUUUAUUAUUAUUUCACUGAAAACAAAUAUAAUCUUGUUUCCGAGUAGAUCAACAGUCCACAUGUGUCAUGGCUACUGUCUCUAAGAAACUUCUGUUUAUUGAGGCUUGACAUACUCUCAUGUUUUGGUAACAAAACAUCUUUGAGACCUAGGACCCAAGUCACAGAGGAAAAUGCAAGACUUAUACAAGACUGCUGGCCGGAUUCUCAUUACUCUGGGGGCUCUCAGUGUAUUCUCUGGAGUUAUUGCUUUCUUCCCAGUCUUUUCCUACAAGCUUUGGUUCACAGGAUGGAGUGUCUGGAUUGCUUGUCCCAUCUGGAAUGGAGCUUUGGCCAUCAUGACUGGUAUACUCCUACUGUUGGCUCACAAAGAGUGGACCGAGAGACACCUGUGGGAAGCUAGUUUCACCUUUGUGGUUCUGAGCAUCCUGGGAUGUCCACUUCAUUUUACUGUAGCCUUGGCAUCUGCUCUCCUUGGCCCGUAUUGCUUCUACUCAUUUUGGGGGAUUGCAGGGACCAAUUACCUUGGUUAUGCAGUUGCCUUUCCUUUUCCAUAUGCAAAAUUCCCAUCAGUUUGUGUAGACCCACCACACUAUGAAGAGUACCACCUGACACUUCAAGCCUUAGACCUGUGCCUGAGCUUUGCCAUGCUCUGUGUGUCCCUGACAGCGUUCAUCACACUUUCUGCAAGACUUAUCCGGAAUGGACAUAUAAAUGUAAGUUUCCAGAAAGGGGGAGCCAGUUCCUGUUCCAUCCUAAAUGCUAAAAUGGAAAGUUUGGUACAUUGAUACUUAAUCUGUCUCUCUUUUUUACCCCUGUAUCUUGUAUAACCAAAAUUCUCCCACUCUUUCUACUUCGACUCCAGCUAAGAGGCUGAUAUAUAAUACAUCAACAUCAGAUUUAGCUUUCUGACAUUUUCCGAAAAGGCUGAUAAUAAUUUUAAUAUGAUAAUAAUAGAAUUAUGAACUGAAUAUUUAGUAUGUGUCAGUGUACUUCCCAUUUCACAGAUAGUAAACAGAGGCUAAAGAGUUUGUAUAACUUGCCCAAGGUCACACAGCUUAAUGACUAGUAGGACCAGAUUCAGAACCCAGAGCUAUUUCUCUUCAUCAGGCCAGAUUUGUCCUGGGCUCCCUCAUCCCCCUCCUUGCAUCCUCUGCUCCUCUGCCAGACCAUUAAGAUGCAAGGCUCUGGCCUCCAGGAGGGUUAGAGCAGGGUCACUGGGAAAACAGCACAAGUGAUUUCUGAUUCCAAAUUCCUACGGUUGAUACUGGGUCCCUCCUCUGUGGGUUGAACAACCUCCCUCUGAAAAGAGGUAUUUCUCACUGCAAACUCUUAUACUGGCUUUAUGAUUCAAGUUAGGAUUAUAUCAGGGUCAAGUGAAUUUGGGUUAUGUUAGCCAAUUUUUUUCCAGUUUCAUCCUAUCAGCACCAACCAGUAAAGCUGGAAGACAGGAAUUUGGCACUCCCAAUGCUUUUUGUGGUCAGUCUUGUCCUCUUCAACUUCUUCAUAAAUCUGCAAAGGAAAUCCUGUACAUUCUUAGGAACGGAGUUGAUUUUACAAGGAACUUGCCGAGAAACAAGGCAAGCAGACCAAAAUCACUGCCCCCGCUGUACUGCCAGGACAUGUAGAAGUUUAGUAUUUGAGAAUUCUCCCUUGUGGCAAAUGUCCUGACUUUCUAGACUAUUUACUAAGGAACAUAUGCAUAGGAGAACCACACAUUAAAAGUUGACAGUCAUAACCCCUUAGCAUGCAUAGCUAAUCAGACAUCUGGCUGUCAUUUUAAGCAUGACCCUCACAACAUUGAGGUUUAACGUAGGGUGGAGAAUAAGGAGAAAAGAAUGAAAAAAAUAUACGUCGAGCUUUGUAAGCCAACAGCGCCUUACCGUGGAAACCCAACAGUGAGACCACCUAAAGUGCCUGGAGAGAGAGAAAAUUAAUUGAAAACAGAGCAAAGUUCUGUGACUUCAGGGUUUUGCCUUUGCCCAUCCUGCUCAGAACAGUUUCUUGCUGUGUGGUUUCUGAGCUACGUAUGGGACCCAAUGCAACUACAACACGUUCCUCAAAGGGAAUCAAUGACAUCAGAAGCACCCAGGGUUUUUGUGAAACUAGAUUUCUGCAUCCCUUCCAGGUCCAUUCCCACUAUGUCAGAAAUUCUGGGGUUGGAGGCAGGAAACAUGCGGUUUUAACACACGCCCCCAAGAGAUCCUGAUGAAAAUUCUCUUCCUAGCACACAAUGCACUAAGUAUCAAUUCAGGACAGAAUCUCAGUUUUCCCAUUUGCAUAAAAUGCAGCACUAGUUUGGGUGAGAGUUCUAGAUAAAUUUAAUAAGCAUGUCUUUGGUGAACAUUCUUGGAUGACUUGACACCACUUAAUCCAUAGGGGUGGCAGAUCACGUUUCGUUAGCGAGGAUGAAUGGCUGACUUAAUGGGAUAUGAUGUCCUGUAUUAAUAAAUAUACCACUGUUGCCCCAAGACCAAAAGGAGCUCAUGAAGCCUGAACAAACCUUUGUUACCAUGCAGAAAUCUCAGCUACGUUAGGCACAAUUUCUAGCAGUGAAAUAAAUGCAUUGUUUAUCAAAAUUCUAGAAAACACAUAACUUUGUUAGAAAGAAAGGUGGAUCGUUCGCUGGGAUACAGAAUUCUACAUAGUGAUUCUACUUUUAAUGAACCUCUGUGUAGUUAUGUUGUUAGAUUCCCUACAGUGCUGAAAGAGAUAAGUAAUAUUUUUAAAUUUUUAUUUAAAACUAUUAAUAAACGCUGUGAAAUAUG